GGCUGUGCGGUGUUUGUGCGGCGCUGGCACGUGCGUUACGUCCUGUGCGGCGUUUGCUUGGCGCUGGUACGCACGUUAGGUCCUGUGCGGUGUUUGCUUGGCGCUGGUACGCGCGUUAAGUCCUUUGCGUGGUGAGCUGAGGUCGCCGUCGCCAUGUCGCCUCCCCGCCAGCCGGACGUACCGACUGGAAAUGUCAUCAGAGUUUUGGCGCCGAUCAUGGCCCCGCGCGCCAACUCUGGCCUCGAGACCCACGAGGAAGAGAUAAUUGGCGACUCGCCGACGUUGGAGCCAUACCUGCACCGCGUCACUAACGAGACGUCAGAACACGAAUACGAUGAGCUCGGCAAAGAAGAAGAGGGGCAGGAGAAGAUUUCCAUUAUCGUGGGAAUCGUCGUGGCUCUCCUGCUGGCCAUCCUCAUCGUCAUCGUCUGCGCUGCUGUCAUAAGGAGGAUGCGGCGUCGUGGCGCCCGGCUACCGGCGUCGGCCGAGGACGGCAAGGGCAUCCGACUGAAGCGCGUCAAGCCCGGCAAGGGCAUGGUGGACGACUACGACGGCGAGCCGAGUCCGCUCGACGACCUGCACGACCCCUUCCUCCAGUUUGUCUACAUUCCACCCAACCGAGGACUGAAGCUGUGGAAGGGCCGGCUCAAGAUCAUGACUAGGCACGUCAAGAGGUCGCUGCUGCACAAACAGAUAGAGAUCCACGGCUGCACUAUCCCAGAACACUGUAAAGCGCAACUCAAGCGGAUAUACGUGUACUGACGGACGGCGAUGUGCUGAACUCUAGCCUUGCGCGGGCGUCGUUAGAUGUCUCUACCGCGCCAGCGCAGUGGUGAAGUGUUUGAACGGGGGGAGCGCGCUGAUUGGUCGAGCUGGUCUCGCGUCUGGAAGAAACUGGUUUUCUCCCAGCCCAACCGGAAACAGCGGCUCCCUCCAUAGGCUGUGCAACGCGGGUACAAACGGACCCCGGCGACGGAGGGAGCACCGGCCAGCCCGGCGUAGAACGAACUCGAACUCCCCUGCUUGCGGCGCAGAGCGUGGCCGCCGCAACAUGCGCCAGGCGUGCGCGCGCCGCCCGGGUGGGCUGGAACGCGGCGGCUGCUGGGCGCAGCUCCAGUGCUUCGGUCGACAGCGGAGUGCCGUUCCCCGCCCGAGCGAUGGUGCGUUAUCGUGGGUGGUGAGCGUGCUGCCUUAUCUACUACAGCGCUGCCACGUCAAGCUGGCUUCUGUGCUGUUUUACUUUGAUUUGAUGAUAUCCUGCUCCAAAACGUGCUCGGUUUUUUAGAAGCUGUAAUUUCCAUUGUGUCGGUGCAUGCACUGAAAUCGACGAGCUAUUUCGUGAACGUGCCUUAGCGACUGAGUGCGAUGCGUUAUGAACCACACCCAUACGCGUGUAUCAGU
This is a messenger RNA of Pollicipes pollicipes, 1401 nucleotides long. RefSeq lists its product as uncharacterized. NCBI's taxonomy places the organism in Eukaryota, Metazoa, Arthropoda, Thecostraca, Pollicipedomorpha, Pollicipedidae. The record is from RefSeq and is a predicted model, not a curated record. Bases 154 to 762 code for a protein of 202 amino acids. The transcript has 6 exons.